This is a messenger RNA of Penicillium brevicompactum, 1638 nucleotides long. RefSeq lists its product as uncharacterized. NCBI's taxonomy places the organism in Eukaryota, Fungi, Ascomycota, Eurotiomycetes, Eurotiales, Aspergillaceae. The transcript is spliced from 5 exons. Gene Ontology annotation, molecular function: transmembrane transporter activity. The record is from RefSeq and is a predicted model, not a curated record. Gene Ontology annotation, biological process: transmembrane transport. Bases 1 to 1638 code for a protein of 545 amino acids.
AUGCCAUCCAACCAGUCUCCAAUUGAUCCAAACUGGCCCCCUGGAACUGUCAGGAUUGAAGAUUUGUCGGAACAAGGAGAAAAUACUGAAGUCGUGCUGCAUCCCAAGCCUACCACAGACCCCAAUGAUCCACUGAAUUGGCCGCUAUGGCGCAAGAACCUGAAUUUCGCACUCGUCUCUUAUUACGUCGUGAUGGUCCUCGCUCUAAUCGACGUCGCAACCGUGACAUGGGGCCCACUCAAUUUAGAGCUAGGCUUCAGCUAUGCUCUGCUGACCGACAGUUACGCAGCAGGGUGUGGAUCUCUGUGUAUCGGAGGCCUCUUUCUAGUACCAUUCGCCCUCAAAUACGGCCGACGCCCGAUUUACGUGUUCAGUACCGCCAUCCAGUGCGGCAUCAGCGUUUGGUCCGCGAAUAUGCAGACGGUCGCUGAUCUCAUGUUGGUCAACGUGUUGAGCUGCAUCGUUGGAGCAUUGGCAGAGGUUUUGGUACAGAUGACCGUCGCUGAUGUGUAUUUCGUUCACCAGCGAGGUCUCACCAACACCAUAUACUUCUGGUUCAUGACGAUCGGAGUGACCCUGGCGCCCCUGGCAGGCGGUUUCAUCACGCAGUCUCAAGGAUGGCGGUGGGUUUGGCGGUGGAUGGCUAUACUGUUUGGCGCAGGGCUGGCUGUAUUUGUUUUCUUCUAUGAGGAGACCAUAUAUGACGCCUCGGCCAUCGAAGGCGUGCCCGUGGCAGACAAGCUAGAUCUCAGUCCACAAGUUAAGAAAGAAGACAUCGAAACACCCGCUGCUCAAAAGUCUGAUGCAACACUGGCAGCUCAGCUACCCAACGAGCCUUUCCGAAUCGACCGUUCCAUUCCGGAGAAGACAUACUGGCAAAAGCUCGCCCUGUGGACCAACACCCCGAUCUCAUUCACCGAGGUAGCAAAGCAUUGCUAUCAACCAUUCCUGAUCUUGUUCCAAAUUCCAGGCGUCUUCUUCAUGGCUGUGGUAUACGGAGUCAUGACAGCCUGCACGACAGUACCCGUGACAACGCUUUCCUCAGUCAUGACGCUACCACCGUACAAUUUUGGCGCAUCUCAGAUCGGACUGAUGGGAAUACCUCCAUUCAUCGGCACGACACUCGGAGCCGUGAUCUGCGGACCCCUGAGUGAUUCAAUCGCGCUCUCUCUCGCCAGGCGAAACAAUGGCAUUUUCGAACCUGAGAUGCGACUCUGGCUUGCCAUCGCGUUCACCCCCUUUGUCCCAGCUGGCCUUUUCAUGUUUGGCAUCGGAUUGAAUGAUGGCUCACAUUGGCUUCUGCCGGCCUUCGGGCUCGGGGUCAGCUCUCUGGGCACAGUCCCUGCCAGUAGUGCUGCAUUGACAUAUCUGACCGAUUCAUAUACCGAGAUCAUCGCCGACUCUGUCGUGGGUGUCACAUUCAUCCGGAACUUGAUCUCGACGAUCUUUAUAUUCGCCCUUCAGCCGUGGUGUGAUAGUGUUGGGCUCUCGUGGUUCUAUGUCAUGUUCGGAUUGAUAUCAACAUUGGUUCUUUUGGGCAACCUGGGGUUCAUCUACUAUGGAAAGAAGCUUCGGGCAAAGCUCGCUGGCACUUAUCAUCAUUACAGUCAGAAACAGCUUGGCACUAGGCCGAAUUAA